UGCGAAGCCAGUGUCGCGCCGCCUGCGCAGCCUUCGCACGCGUUUAAUGCGCGCCGAUUUUGUUUGUGAUUUUUUCGGGAUUGGAUUGAAAAAUGAUUCGGCUCAUGAUAAUGAUCUCCAUACUGCAGACCAUUGUGGUCCACGGCGCCAAACAGCAGGUGAAGCUCUCCGAAUCCUACCUACCAGUCGCGAUGCAGGUCAUCGCGCACCUCACGGACCAGAUGGCGUUCGAGGUGGAUGAGGUGACGCCGUCCAGCAGGCCCACCACCACGACACAGAAGCCACAGGAUGAAACCACACCCUUCCACGCGCCAGGUCUCUACCAACCAGCAAAGCCGCCAAAACCCGCAGACCGUUACAAGAGCUACCAACAACGCUUCGUUCUCUUACCCUUCGAACAACACGCCCCCUACACCGUCAUCAAACCCCAAGGCACCAGGAACCAAGCUUCCCUCCUCUCCGUACAUCAUGAACAAGUUAAACCCUUAGUGGAACCAAGUCCAAAUGACCCUCAUUUCCUUCCACCACACUUUGACGUCAAAGCUUCGAGAUCUGAUGGUAUAGAUGAGUUUAGUGAUGAAAACCUUCAGUAUCUGUCGAAUAAUGUGAAGGAAAUGAUCAAGAUGGCUCAGGAUCCUAGUGAUAAUGGCUUGGUGGAUGUGUGGGGCGAGGUGAGAGCUGCUCAGACCUCCGCAACAACGCGGGCUAAACUCUCCUCUUCGAAUUUGAGGCUGUUGUUGCUCUAUGACCUUCUGAGCAGAGAUGCCAAGAGGCAGAGACUCUCGGAAUUUUCUGGUUUCGCACCCGACGUGAUGAAGGUCCUUGUUGAAUCCUCAAACGGAGGCGCGCGACAACAGCUUCGCAUCGCCCUGUCCAAGAUGGUUGAACGACACGACUGCGGCCACGAAUACGCCAACAACAGAGCCAGAGAGAUGGUCGAGGAACUGGGGAGGGACGAAUCCAAACUAUCCUCCGAGUUGAGAUACCUGGAGCCAUUAGUUUAUAAGUACUAAGUUACUCUUGCUUCCAGUCGCUGCCUUGGGGCCUCUUCCUUGCGCUGCGAAAAGUAAUUCUUCGGGAACUGGUUUAAGGUCUCAUAAAGAUCUGCCGUCAAAGGCAUCGCAUUAUAGUAUGUUCAGAACAAGAACCGUCGUGAGAUUUGAGGUCGCUACUGUGCUUAAUUACCUCUUUUGUUUAGUUUCGAUAUGUUUCUAUACAAAAAUCCCUAAAAACAACACGCAAGAUCGUUUAUAACAAAGCAAUACGACAUGAAAGAUGAGUUUAACAUCUACCAAAUGGCGGGGAAUGGUUAUUAUGUAAAAUUUGAGAGUUAGUUCACUUUUUGGCCACGACGGUUCUAUUUCUGAACAGACUAUAGUUAAUAUCAUCACUGGUUGCUGCCAUUUAAAGGCUUUGUUUCCGUGACUUGUUAAGAUAGAUGUUAUAAAAAUGCGGAUUAAGGAAACGUGUUUAUUAUCUCCCGAUUCCAAUAAUUUACAACUAGUAAUUACGCGAUAGAUAAGGAUAAACCAAUAAAAAAAACUUGAAAAAAAUACACUUCAAAUUGAUAACUUCCUACGAUUUUAAAGUCGGUUAAAACUAUAUGCAAUAUUUGAAUCUUUAACUGUAAAUUGCAUUUUUUAUAUUAAGACAAAAGCAACAGAAUAUAAAAACAAAAUAUUUUGUAUACACCUUAAAUCAAUUAUACAGAAAAUACACUUCUGCCGUCCAGAGAAAAAUCUCUUAUGAUCCACACUUUUAGACUUGUCAAUGCAUCUUUCUCGAUAAAAGAUAUGAAAUAGGGUCUAUGGAAAGCGUAAAUUUUACUAUAUUACGUGCUAUUAAAACCUUAUGGAUUUAAAGACUUAAUCGGAUAAUAAAACAUUUUUUGGGAAAAAUAAUCAAUACCUUUUUUUCAAAGCAAGUAAUUAUCUAUUUCCCGGUAACUAGUUAUUCUUUUGUUUAAAGUUAUAAAGGUGUAAUAAAAUAAUUUCCGACGGAAUUACAACGUAAAACUUAAUUCUUCGUAAGUUUUUUAUGACUACGGAUUUUUAUUGAAUUUUUUAAUUAUUAUUAAAUAAAGCCCUGCAAAAGGUAAAGUACCCAUUGUGUGGUCUUUUUUUUAUUGGAUCUAUAGGCCGGCGUUACCUAGACGCAAUUUAUUGUUGCGUUAAUUAAUUUUGAAUACUAUUUCAAUCAAGACAAUGUCGAUAAUAGUUUGACAGUAAAAAGUUCUCUAAGAUGCGCUCCGCCAUAUUUGCGCCGGCCCUAAUAAUAAUUAUGUUUUGGUGUUAAUAAGUCAAGAAUUUAAUGUAGUAAUGUAUAUUUGUGAUUGGAAUAAUUAGAAAAUGUUAUGUAUAUAAACGUUCAGAAAAUUUUAAAUAAUAUAAGAUUGAAUUUAUUUAAUUGCAUAUUUAUUCAAAAUAAUUUAUUUUAUAUAACUUUAUGCCAUAAUGCUAUUGCCAUACUUUUCUUCGUUUUUUUUUUUUAUUUUAUAUAGAAAUAAGUCUGAAUUGCUCAAAAAUAAAAUAUUUUAUGUUUUUGAUGUGUGUGGCCAUUUUUAACAACCUUUGCUUAUAGGUUGACAUCUAAAACCCAAUACUUUUAAAAAAAUUGUGGUAAAUCACAAUUAUUAUUGUUUUCUAGAAAUACGAGACCACUAAAGUUAAGCAAUGGUGGGUGAUCUAUUUAUCUAUUUUCAUAAGUUCAGUGCAACAAAUUUAUAAAUAGGUGGCGCUGUUUUUAAUAUUUUCGACGUUCGAUUUUCAAAUAUGAAUUAUAUUGCCCACAGUUAAAAUUAGUUCCGAUUUUUGCCACCUAAGUUACGUUUGCUGGUCUGUAAUAUAUUGUAUCUCAUAUAGCAUUUAGAUAAUAGAGUUUAAAAUAUAUUAUUAUAUGUGAUUAAAAAA
Molecule: messenger RNA, 2909 nt
Organism: Manduca sexta (tobacco hornworm)
Lineage: Eukaryota; Metazoa; Arthropoda; Insecta; Lepidoptera; Sphingidae
Gene: ImpE3
Exons: 5
Coding region: 93-1013 (306 amino acids)
Source: RefSeq, a predicted model, not a curated record